AUGUCGCCGUACUCAUCUUUCUCUUCUGGUGAAUUGCUACUCCACCUGGCUGCGGAGGUGCUCGAGUUGGCGGGAAACGCUGCCCGUGACAACAAGAAAACCAGAAUCAUCCCUCGUCAUCUGCAGUUGGCCAUCCGCAACGACGAAGAGCUGAACAAACUGCUGUCCGGCGUGACCAUCGCCCAGGGCGGUGUCCUGCCGAACAUUCAGGCCGUUCUGCUGCCCAAGAAGACCGAGAAGAAGACGACGUUCUCUUCUGGUGAAUUGCUACUCCACCUGGCUGCGGAGGUGCUCGAGUUGGCGGGAAACGCUGCCCGUGACAACAAGAAAACCAGAAUCAUCCCUCGUCAUCUGCAGUUGGCCAUCCGCAACGACGAAGAGCUGAACAAACUGCUGUCCGGCGUGACCAUCGCCCAGGGCGGUGUCCUGCCGAACAUUCAGGCCGUUCUGCUGCCCAAGAAGACCGAGAAGAAGACGACGGCAUAG
Molecule: messenger RNA, 486 nt
Organism: Aedes albopictus (Asian tiger mosquito)
Lineage: Eukaryota; Metazoa; Arthropoda; Insecta; Diptera; Culicidae
Exons: 3
Coding region: 1-486 (161 amino acids)
Biological process (GO): heterochromatin formation
Cellular component (GO): nucleosome; chromatin
Molecular function (GO): structural constituent of chromatin; DNA binding; protein heterodimerization activity
Source: RefSeq, a predicted model, not a curated record